AUGUCCUUAUGGGUACCUUUCGAAAAGUUCAAUCUGGAACUGCUGAAACGUACAACUAUAUACGACAGACAUCAGUUAGAGAACAUGUAUGGACAGUGGACAACAUAUGCCAAUAGUAUCGCAAACGUACUGAUGAUGGUGCCUAGUCCCGAUGAAUCUGAUUCAUGCGUUGGACAUUUGGAGCAUCAACCUAUAUUCCAAUCCACUCUGACAAAUAAAGCCAAAUGUAAUGUCCCAGCAAAUUGCAAAAUGUACUUAGAGGCCGGGUCUGGUUUUGGUUAUGCAUUAUUGCACAGAAUCUUGCUUUUUGUUAAUUCAAAGUAUGGUCGAAAUUGUGCAAUGUUCUCCGAAAAAGAGGACAAGUACCUUACAGACAAAUUGUGUUUCAUGGCAUAUAAUGAGAACCAGUACAUUGCUCUCAGUGACUUUGCAGUGCCUGAUUUGUUCGGGGAAAGCAUUGCACUUUGCGGUUUGCUCGGUCAUGCCCAUUUUUUAACCAAUUUCUGGGUAAAAAGUAUCAUGAUGCAUCAAAAAGUAGAUGGGUGUUUUAUGGCAGACGUAAGUAAAAGUAAUGAAGACUUCAAUGAAAAAACUGUGAACGAAACGAAACAAUGGUCGUUAUCGCAGGGCAAUGAUAUGUUGAACGGAUUUUGUAAUAAGCACAUGACGUCGGUAGCCUUGUUGAAGGUAUGGAGUGGAUAUGAUGAUGGAGUCAAGAGACAGUCGAGGGAACUCCUCGAGAAUUUAUAG
Spodoptera litura is the source of this 750-nucleotide messenger RNA. RefSeq lists its product as uncharacterized. NCBI's taxonomy places the organism in Eukaryota, Metazoa, Arthropoda, Insecta, Lepidoptera, Noctuidae. The record is from RefSeq and is a predicted model, not a curated record. Gene Ontology annotation, cellular component: membrane; cytosol.